Messenger RNA from Trichosurus vulpecula (common brushtail), 915 nucleotides. Its product is annotated as vomeronasal type-1 receptor 1-like. The record is from RefSeq and is a predicted model, not a curated record. Gene Ontology annotation, cellular component: membrane. Gene Ontology annotation, molecular function: pheromone receptor activity. Bases 1 to 915 code for a protein of 304 amino acids. NCBI's taxonomy places the organism in Eukaryota, Metazoa, Chordata, Mammalia, Diprotodontia, Phalangeridae. The transcript has a single exon. Gene Ontology annotation, biological process: G protein-coupled receptor signaling pathway.
AUGCUUCUACAUGAGAUGACUUUGGGGAUUAUCUUCCUUUCUCAGGCUGGAGUUGGGUUCCUGGGGAACUUCUUUCUCUCCUUUUACAUCUUCACUUUUUUCACCAGCCAUAGGCCAAGGCCCACGGACACCAUUCUGGCUCAACUUGCUUUGGCCAAUGCCAUAUUGCUUCUCUCCCAUGGAAUGCCAAUGGCAAUAUUGUAUUUAAAGAAACAAUACUUCCUGGGAAAUGCUGGGUGUAAAAUUGUAUUUUUCCUUCGACGAGUUAGUCGGGGUCUUUCCAUGAAUUCCACCUGCCUUUUGAGUAUCUUUCAGGCAGUUAUCAUCAGUCCUAGCAGCUCUAGGUUGGCCAAAAUCAAAGUCAGAACUCCAAAGUUCAUCAGAUCUUCCUGCCUCUUCUGCUGGAUCCUCAACAUAAUUAUAGAAAUUAAUGGGACAGCAUGUAUCACAGGCUCAAGGAAUAGCAACAACAGCCACAAAGGGGGAGUUGAUCUCCUGUAUUGCUAUUGGGAAAAUGUGCUUGCAGAGUUUGUCAUCCUGUCCUCCUUUCGAGAUCUUUUGCUUGUGGGAUGCAUGGUCUGGGCCAGUAACUACAUGGUGUUUCUCCUUUACGGACACCAUCAGAGAGUCCAGUACAUUCACAGUACCAGCCUUUCCCUAAAGGUGUCCCCAGACAUCAGGGCCACCCAUACCAUCCUGAUACUGGUGGGCACCUUUAUUUUUGCAUAUUGUGUCAGUUGUAGCUUUGUGCUAUAUAAAGUAUAUGUUAUUCAAACAAAUUUCUGGGUGAUGAAUGUGACUACAUUUAUUACAUUAUGUUUCCCAACCAUCUGCCCCUUUUUGCUGAUUCACAGAGAUACCAAAAUCUCCAGUUCCUGCUAUGCUUCUCAAUGGAGUAAAUGUCUAUAUUUAUAA